AUGCUGUCCCCGUGCUCGCCACCAUCGACGCUCUCGACGCAGCAGCCCUUCUCUGGCGCCAGCACUGCCACUCAGUCGCCAAUCUUGUCGCCAAAGAAGGCGACAAAAUUGGUACUGCUGCAUCUCCCCUUCGGCCUGCAUUCCAAGGUCGAGGUGCUGCAUAAGCGACGGAUCCAGCCGUCGCUAUGCCACGUGAGCGAUUCGUCAAACCCGAAGACUGAGCGUCUUGAUCUCACGGAAGAAAUGGAAGUCAUCGCGAAUCGUCUCGCCAACAAGGAACUUUGGGUGCACAGCGAGUACUUGGACACCGUCAACCGGAUAGAGCACACGUUCCAAAGCCGCUUCGGUCAAAGACUAAAAAGCAGUUGGAGGAUUGGGAGAUCGAUGCUGCGA
This is a messenger RNA of Mesorhabditis spiculigera, 393 nucleotides long. Lineage: Eukaryota; Metazoa; Nematoda; Chromadorea; Rhabditida; Rhabditidae. The record is from the annotation of a GenBank genome assembly.